Molecule: messenger RNA, 3221 nt
Organism: Schistosoma bovis
Lineage: Eukaryota; Metazoa; Platyhelminthes; Trematoda; Strigeidida; Schistosomatidae
Source: the annotation of a GenBank genome assembly
CAAAUUUUUGUCAUUUUAUGUAAAUUGAUGGGAAAGAUGAUGAUGAUUACGAAGAAGAAGAAGAAGAAGAAGAAGAAGAAGAAGAAAACAUUACCAAUACAAGUUAACUGUACAAAUUUGAAAGUAGAGUUUCAUUUGAAUGAAUGAGAAAACAAGUGUACAACUUUGCAUUGAAAAAAACAUUAAUGUUACGGAAAUUGUAGCUUUAACAACGAGAAAAAACAACAACAAAGUUGUGUUUGAAUUGCUUAACCAUGCAACAAUUUUAAACAAGUGUGAAUCCCAUAUUCACCAGCUCAAUGACACAAUAACGAUUGUGUUUAAGGUGUGAUUACUUAUUUGAUAUGCUGUGUGGUCAGGUAUUUUAAGUGCACUAUUGUAUUCGUUUUUAGUCAUUGAGUUAAGAAAAUAAACUAAUUUACUUCCUAACUAAGUCUUCUGAUUGACUACUGGGGUUACAAUGAGUUUGAUGACAAAAUAAGUGUGUUAAAGCCUUGAUUAUAGUUGAUUGGCCGAUGUGUAUACUCGUAAAAUAGAUCAUCGGUCCUAUUGGCGAUAUAACACGUGAUGUAGAUCAGUCAGUAACAACGUAGAAUUUCGUACGUACGUACAUCAGUUCGAGUUGGCACACCACAUUAGCACACAGAUGCACUUGUCGAUUCAAAUCUCAUAGUGGUAGAGGUGGUGAGAGUAUAAGCAGUAAUCCGAAAGAUUAGGGUUUGAAGAUGUUAUUCAAGGAGUAUAAUACAGUGAAAUAAAUGUGGAAAGAGAAAAAACGGACACGAAGAAUUCAGAAGAUUAGAAUUUGGGAGAACAGCAAGAGUGGAUGCACCUGCGCCAUCGCAAACGAUUUUAAGCCAUGUUAUUUAAGGUUUCUAACCGUCGGUUGUUAUCAUCUCGCGGGCCCCAUCCAGGUAGUCUACACCUACCAACAUGACUCAGUUCACUUGUCAGUGACUUCAUGCACUUGCGCCAUGUUUUGGUCUGGCCGCCCCUAACUUUCUUCCAACCUACUUCUACAUCAUAAAACAUCGCACGUCAGGGCAGUCGGUGGUUGGGCAUACGUAGCACGGGUCCCAGCCAUCUCAACUGAUGAAGUUUUACUACGUCAUCAAUCGAUUUGCCAUCCUUACCUAGUACCCGUUUCCUAACAACUGCAUUACUUACUCGAUGGUCCCACGAUAUACGAGCAAUGUUUCGAAGACACCUAUGAUCGAAUACUAGUAACCAACGAAUAUCCUCAACUCUUACCGGCGAUGUUUCACUGCCAUAAACUAGGACGGAAAGAACUGCUGCGCAGUAAACACGUCCUUUGGUUGAUAGACGGAUAUCUCGCCUACGCCAUAAAUGACGCAAGUUGGCAAAAGCUAGUCGAGCCUUCUGUAUCCGUCCUGAGAUUUCGUCACACACCAAACCACAAGGGCUGAUGAGACUUCCAAGAUAAGUGAAGCGACCGACAGGCCCAACUUCUUUACUCCCUAUCAUUAGUUCAAGUGUCAACCCAACCCAAUCCUGAAGCAACAUUUUGCAUUUCGAAGGAGAGAAUCGCAUCCCGAACAUGCUUGCAUUGUUGCUUAGAGUGGUCAGAAGACUGCAUUUUGUCAGCGUCUUCACCAAAUAAAACGAUGUCAUCGGCAUAUUCCAAGUCAACAAGUGAAUCUCCUGGUAGAAGUUCAACCCCUGGAAAUUUAGAUGAGGAAAGUGUCAUUUCUAAAGGCACCUCAACGACAAAUCCAAACAAGAAUGGACAGCUUUGACGAACACCACUUGAGGUAAUCAAUUCUGAUGACAAUUCGCCAUAAACUCUCACUCUACCAGUUGUGUUCGAGUAGAGAGCCCUUAUAAGGUUAAUGUACUUCUUUGGUACUCCUUUCGGUGACAAACUGCCACAAAACCUCACGAUCAACAGAGUCAAAUGCCCCAUUAAGGUCGAGAAAUACUACGAUUGUGGGGCGUCUGAAUGUGUGUCUAUGUUCUAGGACUUGACGUAGUGUGAAUAUCUGGUCUAUAUAACCACGUCCAGGUCGAAAACCGGCCUGGUUUUCUCUAAUCUGCUCUUCACGAGCUUUAGUUAGACGUCGAAGAAUUAUUGAAGCUAAUAUUUUAGACACUAUAUUAGUCAAACUGAUUCCUCUGUGAUUGUCACAAGAGGAUUGUUGUCCGUUCUUAUAGACUGGCACAAUCAGUGAUUGAGACCAGUCAGAUGGGAUUACGUCCAGUUCCCAAAUUCUACCUAAGACCUCAGUUAAUCUCACUGCUAAUACUGGACCACCAUCCUUAAAAAUCUCAGGAGUAAACCUGUCAGGGCCUGCUGCUCUCCCUCGUUUCAGAUUUCCUAUGGCUUUUUCAACUUCGUAAAGAGUCGGAGGACCUACACUAACUUGCCAUUCAGGUUGACUGGAGAUCGUGGGAAACCGAAGUGUGGCUGAAGUCCAGUUGAACUGAUCCCUAAAGUGUUCUGCCCAUCGAUCCAAUCUCCUGGAUUGAGAAUGUAUAAUAUGUCCAUCUUUCUCUGAGAGUGUUUCGCUAACAGUCGGUUUCCUAAUACCGGCUUCCUUAACAAGUCUGAACAGCUGUCUACCAUUACCUAUUGCCGCUGCCUUUUCCAUCUCUCUUGCUUUCGCUACCCACCACUGUUCGCGAUCAUUGCGUAGACUUCUUUUCAGCUUGUGCUUAAGCUGACUCCGCUCUUCAUUAUGUUCAGAGCCAGGUGGGAUGAGUUUCCGAGCAUCUAUCAGUGCGAUAGAUGCUGCUGAGAUCCAGUGUUGCUCCCUAACCUUACGGGUUACCGUACUAGCAGAUAUCACUGCUGUUUCCACAGCUUUUCGGAUAUCAUUCCAUGCUGCCUUGGGAUAGGAAUCACAUAUAUGGCUGCCUAACUGUUUUUCUAGUUAUUCCUGAAGUAUACUCUUAUUUCGACUAUCAUUAAGUAGUAUCUAAAGCCAUAAAAAUCACCAUUUUCAAAACAAAACAGUUAUAGUUAAAGUGCCCCCAAAUGUCCUGAUACGGCCGAGAGUGGGGAGUUCGCUCUCCCUCUCGAAAUACUCUCACAUGGCCACGCGUAUACAGCCUCUGCCAGGGAAGUCCUACUCACUACCUUCUCGUGGCAUUAAUGUUGUUUACGAAAAUCAAAGGACGAAAACCGAAUGUCUGGCGCUUAAACCGGAUUCCAAACCAAUGGUGCACAUGAGCUCCAGGAUCCUGAAGGAACAAAUGGCGUA